GUCAUUGAGCACGAUGACCAGCCAUGAUAUAUUAAAUGGUGGAAAAGGCUCAAGUUGUUAACUGGCCUAUUCUUGCUCUUCUGUGUUUGAACUGACUACUCUCACUGUCGCGAAUUGGUGAAAGUUCCAGAUAACUGCUCUGUUCUUGAUCAGUGUCACCACCUACUGCUGAAGAUUUUGUUCUACAAAUCCCUGCUUGAAACUUGUUAUCCUGGCAACAAUCCAACGGACAGUGACUAUGUGAUACAGAGGUGUGUGAUGUAACAUGUUUAAUUGCGCCAUCAUGCCAUAACAUUGUGUCAUGUUAAUGGCAAUGUUCUUUCUUGCAAAUUGUAAGGGUUGGUAUGACAUCCAGCAUUUGCUCAAAGACCUCCUCCGCCUCUUAUCACCUGUGAUCCGUCAAAUUCUGUGCCAGACCACCCAUUGUAGUCAGAUGGGCACCAGGAGUCAUGUCCACUAGUACUUGUUUCAGUUUCUGUUUCUUGGCAGAUCCUCCCUUUGCCAUUUUCUAGCACUGGAGCAGGCUUCCCCAACUGGAUACAACCAAUGGAUGUAACCCAUGAUUCAGUCUCCGGAAGCAAGAACUGAAAGUCGUCAAGACAUCCAACUGAAGACAUGACUGAAAAAACAAACAAUUUCCCCCCACUUCCAAAGUUUAUUCCUUUGAAACCUUGCUUCUAUCAAAAUUUUGAGGAAGAGAUCCCACCAGAUUACUGUCAUCUUGCCAAGCGAAUUUACCAUUUAUGGAUCUUUUACAGCAUUACCCUAGCAGUGAAUUUAAUAGGCUGCUUAGCUUGGCUGAUAGCAGGAGGUAAUGCUAUCAAUUUUGGCCUGGCAAUACUUUGGCUAGUUCUUUUCAGCCCCUGUUCAUACGUCUGCUGGCUUCGUCCAAUUUAUAAAGCAUUUAGAUCUGACAGCUCUUUUAACUUCAUGGCGUUUUUCUUCGUUUUUGCUGCCCAGGUUGUUUUGGCAGCUUUACAAGCAAUCGGAUUCAAAGGAUGGGGAGCCUGUGGAUGGAUAGCUGCCAUAAGUUUCUUCUCAGUUAAUGUUGGUGCUGGAGUGGUAAUGCUUUUCCCUGCAAUCAUGUUCACUGCAGUAGCGAUUCUUAGUGCACUUGUUAUUUUCCGUGUACACAGAAUUUACCGGAGUGGUGGUGGAAGCUUUCAGAAGGCCCAAGAAGAAUGGAGUGCUGGCACAUGGCAGAACCCACCACCAAAGCAAUUAGCAUUUCAAACUGUUACUGGUAAUACUCUACCCCAAUAUCCCACAGUGCCAAGAUACCCCUGUGGUGAUGAGUGGUCUUAGGGUAUGAACCUUAAAAAGUACUUUACAUAGCUUUUGUGAUACCGUUUUACAUUAAAUCUCAAAUUAACAUUUCUUAACAGAAAGUGUAAAUAUUUGGUAUUAUGCUACAUACUGAAAAUUUAAGCAUCUUUCAUUGGAACUUGCACUACAAAAGCCUCAAAAUCAUGAGUAGUGGCAUUGGAAAAUGCCUUUUUGCCAGUUUGUAUUAUGUAUACAUAAUUUUUUAUUCUGGGACUGAGAUUUGUAAUCAGGACUAUAUGCUGUCCAAUUGGAUUUCAAAAAGACAUCAGAUUGGAUGUGAAUACUCCCAAAAUUUGUUUGUGACUUUUAAAAGUUGAAGUAUAUUGUUCUACUUUUAAUUUUAUCAUGACCUAGAGUUAGACUGCUUCGCCUACUCUCCCCAGUAAAAUCUGACCAAAUUGUAGAGCUGUUGAGCUGGAGAAGUGAAAAUACAGCAGGUAUUCAGUGUCAUAAAAAUAAAAAAUGUUGGAAAUAUUGUGUUGGGCAGGACAUAUCUGAAGAGGAACAAUUAACAUUUCAGGUUGACGUUGUUUUGUCGUACAAAAGGUCAUCAACCUGAAAUACCAAGACUCUCCAUAGCUGCUGCCUGAUGAACCGAGUAUUUGCAGAAUUUUCUGUUUAUAUUUUGGAUUUCCAGCAAUGCAGUAUUUUGCGAUUGUAUAUAUGUUGAUGUCAUUUCCCAGAAAUCAACUGAAGGUAUUAAAGUUUUGUUUUUGAUCACAGUUAAUUUCUUCAAUUUUUUUUUUAAAAGAGAUUGUUUAUGGACCACAAAUCAUCUGUUUUGCUAUUUGCCCUCAAAAAGAGAUGCCAAAAUUGUUAUCACUAACUUCAAAUUGAUAGUAAUUUUGGCACUCUGCCUUAGGUUCCUGAAGAAGGGCUUAUGCCCAAAAUGUCGAUUCUCCUGCUCCUUUGCUGCCUGACCUGCUGCGCUUUUCCAGCAACACAUUUUUCAGCUUAGGUUCUGAAUCCUUUGCAACUUCUAUUGAAUCACUUCUAGCAUCUGAUGUUUUUUUUCUAUAAUGGAACUUCAUUUACAGAUUACCUUGCCAAUUAGUAAAGUCCCUGCUCAUUUAUUUUAAUACGUGCAAGUUCCAAAAACAUUACCGUCAUUGUUUUAAUACAAGUACACAAUUAUACAUGUAUAUAUUUGUUAAACAAAAAUAGUUUGAAUGUGCUUUUGCUCAGGACAGGUGCUGUGGGAGGCAACAUGCAGUUAGCCAAGAAUUUGAACCAUUUAUAAGAUGACUUAUGGAUGAACUUAAUUAUCUGUAAUGAACAUAAUUGCAAAUACUAGUUUAACAUGGGGGGAGGUGUUGUUAAUGGUAAGUAACAUUUAGUUACUACUCAACUUCUCAUAAAUCAAAACUAUUUUUGGAAAGUUAUUUGUGGAUAUUAACAAUAAUAAUAAUUAUUUGAAAAUUAUGAUACGAAGUGUGGGUAGCAGGGCGAGAGAGAAACUAUUACAAACAGUGGUUCCUUCAAUAUUGAAUCAAAUCAAUUAUGGAGCCAUUAUUUAGGUACAAGUCAUUGGUGUUACUGUUUGCAUAAGGUUUAAAACAACAUGCUGUUUAACAAUCCAUUAUACCCGUGAAGUUUACUUAGCAAUUUUUUUAAAAAAACUUAAUGUGAUAGUUACACUAUGAAUACUUUGGCCUUAAAAUAUGAUUUAAUGAAUAAUACCUGAAAUGCUGAAAAGCUGUUAGUGCAUUAACUAGAAUUUGAAACAAAUAGUUUUUGCCUGUGUUUGGAAAACUCACCACAAACAGCAAACAUACUAAAUGACAAGUGAUAUAGGUGAUUAACCAAUAUAAAACUGUAGACAUCUGAAAAACGUGAAAUAUUUACAUUAUUUGAUCUUGAUAUUGCUCAAUGUGAAAAUGUAUCCCAUAAUCCUGAACUGAAGUUGAAAGCUUAUAUCCAUCAGUCAACACCUAAGCCCAAUACAAACUGUUUUAUGUAAUGCUUGACCUUAGUUCUAUGUAGGCAACUUUUCUUGGCCUCAAAAGCAAAAAUAUUCCAGGAUAUUAUUCAACUUAGCAAUGCUGACUUGGUAAUGUGAUUUGAGAUUUGACUUUUACUCAUGAACUGUCAUGAAGUCAGUUAAACUUUGUGUGGACCAUAUAACUUCAUAAAUCGGAAACAAAUCCAAGUUUUCUCAUUCAAUUGUGAAAUAUCUUAAUCUUUAAAAUGUUUACUAUUUAUUAGAAAAUGUUAAAGAUAGUUUAAUACUUAUAUUUUCAAAAUUAACUAAAAGAGUUUCUGAAACUUGUUUGUACUCUUUUGGUUGAUUAAUUCAGUUGAGUUUACUUUGAGGGAAACGGAUUACCUUUGUAUAAUCAGUUGUCUUAAGGGUAUGUAAGUGGGCAUUAUGUGAAACUGGAUAGCAAAAGUAUCAGUAGUUCUGUGGCAUUGACACCAGUGCUGUUUCACUUGAAAAUCAUGCCUGCUGUUGACAUCAUGCAGUAAGGUCUUAUUUACCAAUUAAUUUACUUAAUCGCACUGAACGUAGUUAUAUAAUAGUAAAUGGGAGCUAAAAGAACAACAUCAUGGCAGCUACCAUUUCAAAGCUGCUUCUUUUGCAUAUCUUUCAAGAUCUGUUUCCUAUUUGCUUGCUUUGCAAUUAGAAAUUAGAAAACAAUUAAAGGACCAAAAAAAAUUAACUUUCUUUAAGUCUGUUGUAAGCCUUUUUAGAAGUGUACUUACCUCUCAUGUUAUUGUGCUGCAGAUGCCAGAGUAAGAUGUGUGCCUUUACAACAGUGUUUCUAAUUAGAAAUAUGUUGUAGUUUGAGAAGUUUUCAACACCAGGGAUAUUGUGGUCCAAGAAGAAAUUAGUUUUGCCUUGAACAUUUGGAAUUUUUGAUAGUGAAAUCCUUCCUAUAAAAUUGCAACUUCUUUGUAAUUAGUAUUGGAUCACUGAGAUUCUAAUUUCAAAUUAUUUUGAACAUUACAUAAACAUUUGCGUCAAUAUUUGUUUACAAUUUUAUUUCUUUUUGAAGGGAGAAAGUUUAGAAGAGGAAUAUUUUAAAAUAUAUGCUGAAUAACUUCCAUUCCAUUGUUCAAGGAUUGGGUUUAAAUAUAUAUUUGGUCAACACAAACAAAUGUGACUUUUUGGAUGCUUUAAUAAAUUACUAUAGAGACUUAUGCACUUAUGAACUUUAUUAAUGGUCUUAAACAGUUGGUUAUUUGCAGAAUUUUAGUUGAAAUGCAGGUAUGACAAUGACAAAUAUCUACAAUUUAUUCAUUAAGGAUGCAUCUGAAAAUUCAGUGGACGGAACAUGGACCUGUGGAUAAUCAAAAAUAUUCAGUUUAAAUAUUAGUUACUAUAAGUGUAUAAUAUCACAGGCUUGCUUUCAAUAUUUAUGUUCUUGCAUGAGCUUUAUUCAUAAAUUUCAUAGAAACUACAUUAAUUGAGAAUAAAAAGAGAAAUGUAUUUUGCUAAUUCCCAGAUAAGCCUAUAGGUUAAAAUUGGAAUUGGUUGUAUAAUUAUUAGCACCUGAAUUUAUAUUGUAUGUUUUAGCCUUUGAAAAUUACAUGCUAAAGUCAGUUGGUGAGCAGACAAGGACAUUUUAUGUAAAAUCUUCUCUGCAGUGAUGCUGAGUAGUAGGCGAAAAAGCUGCAGGCCGCGUGUUUUUUUUUCAUGGAGAAGAUUUAUCAUUCAAAUCCUACUUUGUCAAGGCUGUUUGGUUGAAAUCUUAAAAUACAGGAACCAAGGAAAAUUGAAGGUCAUCAACAUGUUUGCAGUCAUAUCUCUACAUUCUGGAUUGUGGACUAAAUCAGUUCAAUGUCCAGUUUAAUAAAGUUUAAUGUCUUUAAGCUGUGCAAAGCAUCCCUUUUUAGUUUGUUGAGGCAUCAUAAAAACUUAUUUUAUUGAUGCUGCAAGCAACAUGCACAUUCUUUUCAAAAUUUGCAUUAUUAAAAAAUAUAUGAAUACUGAAACAAAACUUAACUUUUUGCAUCAUGUAAUUUACACAAACGAACAGUUGUUUACAAACCUCUAAUUUGGAAUAAAACAUAUGUAUCCAGGUGCAAAUUUACCCAGCCUAAUUCUCAUGCAAUGGGUUUUUUAAAAAAAACCAAAAGCUAACCUAUGUAACUGAAUUGGGAGUGUAUCGAAUAGCCAUGACUUAAUUUUGGAAAUUGUAAUUGAUUUGAAGUAGGUCAUCAAGUAUGAGCAGAUGAGAGGAAGAGCAGUGAACUCAAUUUUUUUACUGAUUACUUAUUUCUAUUAGCAGCAUCACAGUACUACUUAAAUGUAAAAUAAAAACUUUGGUAUGCUAAUAUUGAAUCAGCAGUAUUUGCUUAGUUAAUGAGACCUAGCACUUGAACCUUUACAGUUUAACUCGCUUUUGUUUUGGUUGGAGCAAAAUAGGCUAUUGAUGCUCAAUAUUCAUAAUAAAGUGUAGUGUGAUAUGCAUUAAGCAGAUGCUUUUGGUUGAUGUAUUCUGCAAGUUAUUUAUCUUUAAUUUCAAUAAUACCUUCAAACUUAAGAUUUAAGUCAAUAACGGAUUUUUUUUGAUGUAGCAUUUGAAGUCCAAACAUUGUUUUCAAUUGUUUAAACAUACAUUUCUUUUUUGGUCUUUUUCCUUUAUACCUGAAGUAUUUUAAUCUGAAAGUAUUUUUCUAUGCACAGGGACAUAUUUUGUGAUCUGAAAUUCACUACUGUUUGUUGUGCCAAAAAAUUUCAACAUAUUUUUUAAAAAGUGAUUUAUUAAAAAGUCCACUAUCGUUUGCAAAUUACUUAAAAUUAGAACUGAAUUAUGAGAUAUUAACUGUUCAAUGUAAUGUGUACAAUAUCUAAGCACUGGAGGAAAAAGAGCUGAGUGACUUUUCUAUAGAGACUUGUUAUGCAAAGAUGUCUUGUUUCAUAUCCAGUGUUGCUUUGGAAAUACCUGUAGGUAUGUGUUUAUUAUUUACAUAUAGAGCUAUUUUUUAAUGCACAUCCAUAGCUGUGAAUACACAUUUUUCAACCAAAUGGAAGUGUGCUUAGGGGUAACUUUAGCUUUUAGUUCAUUACUCCCUGGUCUUUGUACAGCACUCUUCAACUAGUGUAUUAUGACCAUGGUGCUGCUUUACACCCUUCUGAAUCAUGUAAGCCAGGACACUUUCAGAACUUCUUUGUAAUUCCUAAAAAUCCUAUUAAUAUAUUUUGGCAAGCCAAACAAUAGGAUUCCCAGUUUGAUGAGAAUAACUCAGUGUGGUGCUGAAAAAGCACAAGUUUUCACAACGUAAUCACUUGUGUAUAAAAUGCAGGUUUAUUUGAAGUUAAUAUGUAAAUGAAACAUAAGUGCUUUUUCAUUCUCAACUAAUCUAGUCAUUCUUUGAUUUAUACUUUUAUUCACUUGUCUGAGUUUGUUUUAAAUAAAUACUUUUAAAGAUUUAAAAUCAAAUUACUUUUUAAAGCAAAUACUGGCUUUAAUUCACAAUUUUUAAAACCCUAAUUCUAAUAAAUGCGACCUUCCUCCAGUGUUUAACUUUCAUGCCAAAUAAUUGCAUAAUUUAGUCUACAUGUUCGAAAUUGGAUAUUUAGAAAGGGACUUUGUUAAAUCUACAAAGCAUGAAAAAUAAAUUUAAAUAAAAUGUUGCAUUGGCUUUUUGAAGGUUUAUUAAUAAUCCCAUAAGAGUAUUCAUCAUUUCAAAAUAUUUAAUUGAUCAGUCCCCUUUAAGGCCACAUAUGUUUAAACCUGCUUCUGUAUUUGCAACUUUUAAUAAAUAUUUUGUGCAAAACAAAAUGUAAAGACA
This is a messenger RNA of Chiloscyllium plagiosum (whitespotted bambooshark), 7065 nucleotides long. RefSeq names its product secretory carrier membrane protein 4 (gene scamp4). The record is from RefSeq and is a predicted model, not a curated record. Gene Ontology annotation, biological process: protein transport. Lineage: Eukaryota; Metazoa; Chordata; Chondrichthyes; Orectolobiformes; Hemiscylliidae. Gene Ontology annotation, cellular component: trans-Golgi network membrane; recycling endosome membrane.